AUGGCUCAUCCCAUCCACCAAGCGAAUAAGAACAGCCCUUAUGGAGACCUGACUAGAGAACAAUUUCACGAGAGACACCAGAUCUUUCAUCAGUGCAGUUACAUGUUGAACAAGCAAAAUAUGAAGAUAUGGACUCAAUUUUGGCGUCCAGAUCCGACUAUAUUGCCUAGGCUACGUGGGAUUGUUGCUAUGAUCCAUGGCUAUGCAUCAGAAAGCAGUUGGCUCUUUGAGUUAACUGCAGUAGGCAUAGCCAAAACAGGGUUUAUGGUAUGUGCACUUGACCUUCAAGGCCAUGGUUAUUCUGAUGGCUGUCCUGGUCAUUUUUCCGAUAUUCAUAUUCUUGCAGAUGACUGCAUUCAGUUCUUUGAAUCUGUUAAAAAUAGCAACCCGAGACUCCCAGCUUUCUUAUACGGGGAGUCACUAGGUGGUGCGGUAGCCAUAUAUGUCUGCCUAAAACAGCCAAGUGCAUGGAACGGAUUGAUUCUAAAUGGAGCCAUGUGUGGUAUUUCAGAGAAUAUUAAACCGAUGUGGCCUUUAGAAAAAUUAUUUCCUCUAGUUGCUUGUGCUGCACCUAAUAGUAAAAUCGGGUUGUCUCCUGGUAACAAGUCGUUCAAGGAGGCGUGGAAGAGAAAAUUGGUUAGCAAGAGUCCUGGCUAUGAUCCCAUGAUUUCAGGCAAGUCAACAGUAGCAUCAACACUGCAUUGUUUGAGAGCUUGCAGAGUUAUAGAAAGGGACUGUCAUAAACUUGAACUUCCUAUGCUACUAGUUCAUGGUGGACACGACGAAGUAUGUGACCCUGGUUUUGCUGUUAAUGUGUUCAGAUCAGCAUCUAGUACUGACAAGAGUUUGAAGAUUUUUGAAGGCAUGUGGCACAUGUUAAUCGGUGAAACAAAUGAAAGUGUGGAGACUGUGUUUCAGACUAUACUUUCGUGGAUUGAAGAGAGAGCAGACAGAGCCAAAGUUAGUUCUGCUGCGGAUUCUAUUGGUUUUCCAAGGUCAAAUUUAUGA
Messenger RNA from Daucus carota subsp. sativus, 1008 nucleotides. Its product is annotated as caffeoylshikimate esterase. Gene Ontology annotation, molecular function: lipase activity. Gene Ontology annotation, cellular component: membrane. NCBI's taxonomy places the organism in Eukaryota, Viridiplantae, Streptophyta, Magnoliopsida, Apiales, Apiaceae. The coding region runs from base 1 to 1008 and encodes 335 amino acids. The transcript has a single exon. The record is from RefSeq and is a predicted model, not a curated record.